GGAGGAGAGAGAGAGAGAGAGAGAGAGAAAGAGAGAGAGAGAGAGGGGGCGACGGAGGAAAGAGCGCACGGAGAGUGAGUGGAAAAAAAGAAGAGGAGGUGUUUUUAAAUAUAAAGGAAAGAAAAAAGAAACACACCUCAGACACUGUUGAUAUAUACUUUUGUUUCUCUCCGGUAUGUUUGGACCGUCAGAAUGACGAGCUGCAGCUCUCCGUGACUAAUGAGUAAUUUAACAAGCCCGGAGACACACACGGCCACACCGCGGAACUUCUCCCUCUGCUCGGCUGUUGGAGUAAAACAGCGUCGGGAAUACAGAUCCAUGAGGAAGAGCGGAAGAGUGGAGUGAAAGUAGCUCUACACACACACACACACACACACACACACACACAAGCAGGGAAAAGUUUGCAGAGGAGUGCUGAACAAACCCAGGCUUUUAAAGAAAAGCAUGAAGACCCCGGGGGAUUCGGGGUUUGCCUUCCCAGAAUGGGCGUACAAGCCAGAGUCCAGCCCGGGAUCCAGACAGAUCCAGCUCUGGCAUUUCAUUCUGGAGCUGCUCAGGAAGGAGGAGUAUCAUGAUGUCAUCGCCUGGCAGGGCGACUACGGCGAGUUCGUCAUCAAGGACCCGGACGAGGUGGCACGGCUGUGGGGAGCCCGGAAGUGCAAACCUCAGAUGAACUAUGACAAGCUGAGCCGAGCUCUGAGAUACUACUAUAAUAAAAGGAUCCUGCACAAGACGAAAGGGAAAAGGUUCACCUACAAGUUUAAUUUCAACAAGCUCGUUCUGGUCAACUACCCCUUCAUUGACAUGGGGUCUACAGGUUCCAGUGUGCCUCAGAGUGCUCCUCCAGUCCCAUCAGGUGUAGGAACCCACUUCCGUUUCCCUCCGUCUACUCCGUCUGAUGUUCUCUCCCCGAAUGGUGAAGAGCUGCGCAGUCCUGGUGUGUUCACCAGCGUGGCACGGCGGGCGGCACGGGGCUCUGUAUCCGACUGCAGCGACGGCACCUCUGUAGCCUCGGAGCUGGAGGAGGUGGGCAUCACUACCGGUGAUGAGCGUCCAGUAGAGCGAGCCUUCAGAUCUCUGUUCUUGCCACACCAUUCACGCCUCACUCACGACUCUCUGUUUCGCAUGUACGGCAUUCCUCCUCCUGCCCCAGUACCCUUCCCUGCUUCACCUCUGCCUGGAGGCCCCCUGCUGCCCCCACAGCUCUCACCUGCGCUCUCCAUGACCUCUACUCCGAGCUCACACCUGCCAUAUACACCCUCACCAUCACUGGCCUCGCCCAUGCCCGGCUCACGCUUCUCCUUCAGCCCUGAAGACAUGAAGCGCUAUCUGCAAGCACACGCGCAGAGCGUCUACAACUACCACCUCAGCCCACGUGCCUUCCCACACUACCCCAGCAUUGUUGUGCCCCAGCCACAGCGUCCAGAUAAGGGCCUUACAGCAGGCACACACUUCACUGCUCUCCCACUGCACCAUCAGCAGCCUGAAGAUCCACACCCCUCACCCUUUAAAUUCAAGCUUCAGCCCCCACCGCUGGGCAGAAAGCACCGUGAUGGCCCACCCCCCUUGGCAGCAGGACUCGGCCCUACUGGUACUCCCUCCACAGGUUUGUUUGUGAGUGAGUGUGGUUCUGCCACGGGGCAGGGUUCUAAUUCUUCACCUUCUGGACUGGUCAACAGCAGCUCUGGAGGACCGCCAAAAAUCAAGGUCGAGUCGGUCUCAGAUAUAGAAUCGGAGGAGGAAGUAGAGGUCACCGAUAUAAGCGGAGAAGACGACAACUGCGAUGUCUUCGCCCCAUCACACUGCAAUGGAGGCCCCGCCCUUCUGCCCUGCCCUGAUGAGAUCAUGGAUAAUGAGGAGGAUGAGCUUGAGGAAGAUGUCUUUAAGACCCCAGCAGCACCCCCUUCUGGUGCUGUUAUUGGCACCGGGGCUGGCAUGACUUUACCAGGCCUUAAAGCCGAACCCAGAGAGGGCGGUCCCAGCAGCCCCGGUGGCACCCAGUGCAUCCCACUGAAACUGCGCUUCAAGCGGCGCUGGAGUGAGGACCAGCGAAUGGAGGCAGAAAGCGAGGAGGCUGAAGACAAAAAGAGUCGUGCUGAAAAGGAGGAACCCUCAGCCCAAGAAGCUCAGAGGAUGCAGCCAAACGAAGAGGGGAGGGGUGGAGGGAACUUGGCCGCUCCCUUGGGCGCAGGCCAGAGGAGGGUGAGCUCUGAGCUUCAGAAAGCGACAGCACAAUUGUCUUUAGAAAACAACGGGUGCUAAGGAGAGAAUUGUACGUACUAUAAGACGAUUCGCACCGAGCUGUCUGCUUUGGAUUCAGAUGUGUACACACAUUCAGGCUGAAAGGAUAAAUCUACAUGCAGUAACUCCCAGCUGUCCCACAUACAGAACCACAGCUUCUAGGUGCUGAGACACUACAAAUGACCAAUACUCCUCCUCUGCAGGAUGAUUUGAUGAGCUGCUCCUUCAUUUGACCUGCUCGCCCACUAUAAACUGAUGAUAACGCACUAUUACUGGCGUGUCUUUUCCUCGGAACUCUUUAGGCACAUUAAAGAGGGACGAGCAUCAAUGCCUUUCAAACCCAGAUUAACAAAAGUGCCUGAAUUGUGGUGGUCAGUGUACUCUGCUUUACAGAGCAGUGAGGUGGUAACCUUCAUAUUGAGAAAGGACCUUUUUCCUCCAUCUGAGCUGUAGUGCUUAGACAUCAUCCGGUGAUGACUUUCCAUCCUAUUAGGAACCUUCUUCUGUCAGCAUGAUGUUAUUCAAUAAGACCCUUGCAGAACAAUUUGGCUUUUCCCAGUACCUCUUUUCUGUCACUAACUGCUAAACUCCACCUUGGGGUCCAGAUGUGUGUGUGUUUCAGAGAGCACCUCUCUCCCCUGUCCUAUCACUCAGCCUGGACAAAAGGGACCACUGAUGUCUCCAAAUGUAUAUACAGCCCUGAUACAGAAUAGAUUUUAGUGUCCAUCCUCUUUAAAGCUUGAUGCCUGUGACCAAGUAUGAGUGUACAUAAUAAAGCAACUCUUUCUCCUCUUUUUCUCCACUACAUCACUGAAAGAGACAGUAGUGCACCAUGAGCCAUGGCUCUCACAGCUGAAAUGGGUGAGUAGAAGAUGGUAGCAGGUUCCUCAUGCCAGUCUGAAAGCAGCAACAUCUCAGGCAUAUGUCAGCCUCCACUAUGGAGGUCCAUGAAGCCUUUAAGAAGAAAUUUAAACAGACUGUGCCUUUUUCUAUACAAGCUUAAUAAUAAUAAAUUCUCCCACGUUACAACAGAAAAAGACGACUGUAACAUCGUCAUUAUAUUUUUUUUUAACAGAAUACACAAAGUCCAUAUAUUCGUUAUAGAUAUAUAUUUGAUACAGAUGAUCUAUCUCCACACGAACAGAUAUAGAUUUAAUAAUUCUUCAUUAUUUUUAAAGACUCAGAAUGGUUAGUGUUAUCAACGAGUAGACCGGCAUAUUUCAAGCAGGCUGAACUGAGUUGUUGCUCCUCUGCCACAUGGUGAUGGAGCUGCUGUCAUGCAGGAGAAGCUCUGAGCUCAGGAAGUACAGCAGAUCCAAUAUUACACACUUUGAUCAGUGCAACACAACAACUGAGGAGAGGCCAGUGAAAUCAAUUAUCAUGUCUUUAUUAUUUGUUUAUUUUUUACCCCUUCAUGCUGAGUACAUACUGUAAGCAAUUCUUACAAAAUUUACCUACAGCUCUCUCCUUUUACUUCAUCCCUUUAUCUCUUUCUUUACCUUUCUCUCUCUCUCUCUCUCUCUCUCGCUUUCUGUCUUUCUAUUUCUCUUGUUCUGUCUGUCUGUCUGUCUCUCUCUCUCUCUCCCUCCACUGCACCAGCUCUACCUUCCAGCUGCCUUACUUAUUCAUACUUGUAAAAAAUGUGUGUAUAUUUUUUGUAUCUUCAGUAUAGACCUUGCUGUUUUUUAUUAUAAUCAUCGUGUAUUAUUAUUUUUUUAAACCGUGAUAUUCCUGAUAUUUUGUACCCUUUCUCGAAAGCUUCUUAAGGUUACUACAAAGUGUAUUCCCGAUCUGUACCGGCUUUGUAUCUUUACUGGUUUUAAUCAGCCAGGUAAAGGGGCGGGGUAAUGUUAUGCUAUUACAUUAUUUUUAUCUGAAUAUAAUCUUUUUUUUUUAAUAUUUUUAAUUGUUGUGUACAUAUUUUUUUUGCAUUUUGGUUGACUGUAGAACAAUGAAGAGGUUUCUUUAUUGUGAAUAAGGCAUCUCUUUCUUUUCUGUACAUGUAUUCAUCUAUCUUUUCCUCACCUACAAACAUACACCCCUAUACUCUGAACACUCUGAAGAAGAUAUGUAACUUGACAUCGUGAGGAAAUGUAUUCUAGUUUCUCUUUUUAAAACUGUAAUCAGGGUUCAUUAAAAACAGGUAAACAUCAAUCAAA
Molecule: messenger RNA, 4400 nt
Organism: Hemibagrus wyckioides
Lineage: Eukaryota; Metazoa; Chordata; Actinopteri; Siluriformes; Bagridae
Gene: erf
Product: Ets2 repressor factor
Exons: 5
Coding region: 445-2262 (605 amino acids)
Biological process (GO): cell differentiation; regulation of transcription by RNA polymerase II
Cellular component (GO): nucleus
Molecular function (GO): DNA-binding transcription factor activity, RNA polymerase II-specific; sequence-specific DNA binding
Source: RefSeq, a predicted model, not a curated record